Molecule: messenger RNA, 2753 nt
Organism: Eubalaena glacialis (North Atlantic right whale)
Lineage: Eukaryota; Metazoa; Chordata; Mammalia; Artiodactyla; Balaenidae
Gene: PPIL2
Product: peptidylprolyl isomerase like 2
Exons: 21
Coding region: 98-1666 (522 amino acids)
Biological process (GO): protein peptidyl-prolyl isomerization; protein polyubiquitination; protein folding
Cellular component (GO): catalytic step 2 spliceosome
Molecular function (GO): ubiquitin-ubiquitin ligase activity; peptidyl-prolyl cis-trans isomerase activity
Source: RefSeq, a predicted model, not a curated record
GAGAGACCCGGAAGUAGUUACGGAGCUCGGCCGAGAGGGCGCGGUGUGAGUAGUGUGCCGUUGUUUUUCCUCGCUCGCUGCUCCUGCCGCCGCCGCCAUGGGGAAGCGACAGCACCAGAAGGACAAGAUGUACAUUACCUGUGCUGAAUACACUCACUUCUAUGGUGGCAAGAAACCAGAUAUCGCACAAACAGAUUUUCGUCGUCUACCUUUUGACCACUGCAGUCUCUCUCUACAGCCCUUUGUCUACCCAGUCUGCACCCCCGAAGGCGUCGUCUUUGACUUGCUGAACAUUGUCCCUUGGCUUAAGAAGUAUGGGACCAACCCCAGCAACGGAGAGAAACUGGACGGGAGGUGUCUGAUCAAGCUGAACUUUGCAAAGAACAGUGAAGGGAAGUACCACUGCCCUGUGCUGUUCACCGUGUUCACCAACAACAGCCACAUCGUGGCCAUCAGGACCACCGGCAAUGUCUACGCCCACGAGGCGGUGGAGCAGCUAAACAUCAAGGCCAAGAACUUCCGAGACCUGCUGACCGACGAGCCCUUCUCCCGGCAGGACAUCAUCACCCUGCAGGACCCCACCAGUUUGGACAAAUUCAAUGUCUCCAACUUCUUUCAUGUUAAGAAUAACAUGAAAAUAAUAGACCCAGAUGAAGAAAAGGCCAAGCAGGACCCAUCUUAUUAUUUGAAAAACACGAACACGGAGACCCGAGAGACGCUGCAGGAGCUCUACAAGGAGUUCAAAGGGGACGAGAUGCUGGCGGCCACCAUGAAGGUCCCCGAGAAGACAAAGGUGGACAGGCUGAACGCUGCCCACUAUUCCACCGGGAAGGUCAGCGCCUCCUUCACCUCCACUGCCAUGGUUCCCGAGACCACGCAUGAAGCAGCCGCCAUUGACGAGGACGUGCUGCGCUACCAGUUCGUGAAGAAGAAGGGCUACGUGCGGCUGCACACCAACUUGGGCGACCUCAACCUGGAGCUGCACUGCGACCUGACGCCAAAAACCUGUGAGAACUUCAUCAAGCUUUGCAAGAAGCAGUACUACGAUGGCACCCUCUUCCACAGGUCCAUCCGCAACUUCGUGAUACAGGGGGGUGACCCCACGGGCACAGGCACAGGGGGGGAGUCAUACUGGGGAAAGCCCUUCCGAGACGAGUUCCGGCCCAACCUCUCGCACACGGGCCGCGGCGUCCUCAGCAUGGCCAACUCGGGGCCCAACACCAACAAGUCUCAGUUCUUCAUCACCUUCCGCUCCUGCGCUUACCUGGACAAGAAGCACACCAUCUUCGGGCGGGUUGUUGGAGGCUUUGACACACUGACGGCCAUGGAGAAUGUGGAGAGUGACCCCAAAACUGACCGCCCUAAGGAGGAGAUUCGCAUGGACUCCACCACAGUGUUUGUGGACCCCUACGAGGAAGCCGAUGCCAAGAUCGCUGAGGAGCGGAAGAAGACGCGGCUGGAGGCAGCGGCCCUGGAGAGCACAGCCAAGACCAGCCAGCCCCAGCAGGGGAGCCAGGGCCCCCAGACGUACCGCCAGGGGGUGGGCAAGUACAUCAGCCCGGUGGUCACGAAACGGGUAGCAGAGGAAGAACCCUCCACCAGUGCAGCUGUCCCCGUGGCCAAGAAAAAGCCCAGCCGAGGUUUUGGGGACUUCAGCUCGUGGUAGCAGCAGGCUGGCCGCUCUGGAUUCUGGAGCUCCCGUGGAGGAAGGAGCUGCCUCCUCCCAGGACCCGUCUGCUCCCGCUGCGAGGCCAACAGGGUCAUCGCUACCCUCCCCUACUCUCAGCACCUGUGUCCUCGGGUCAGCACGGCCACCACCCCCUUGGGCUCUGGUCCGUUUCUCGCCUUUCCUGCCUCACCCGAAACCUCACGUCAGUGAGUGCCAACAGCUCUUAUUUCUAGAAGGUACUGUGGCUCUUUCCGCGUCUCUGCUUCUGAGCCCUGGGCCUGUCUCACCUGCCUCCUCCGAGCCUCACGUGCAGGUCCCCACGGAUGGCGGCGCCUUCCCUGCACACGGACCCGCCGUGCAGCCCGUCCUCCGAGGCCCCUGCCCAUGACCGUCAGCUGGGACCUGGACUCUAUGGUGACCUUCCCACUCCCCCGAUGCCUUGGGCCAGGCUGCUGUCCCUCACGUCUUCCCAACCCUCUCACCAUUGAGGGGCUUACACACCCGUGCUGUCUGUCUCCGGGAGCUGGGGUCACGGGGAGGAGGUGGCCGGGCCUGGUGACGGCCAGCGUAAGUGCCCUUGUGGGCCACGCGGGGAUGCUUGCCUAGGGCUCCUGGACCCCCGGAUUGGGGGCUCCGCCCUCAGCAGCUCCUUGGCUACCCCGUCAGGCCGCGAGACCCGUGAUGCUGCUAACUAGGAAACAUUGGAUGUUGGAAGCUUUAUUUUUAAACCUCACAGACAGACAGAGGACAGAGAGCCGGACGUGGGGCCAGAGGAAGCCUGUGCACGUGAGCUUGGCAGUCCUGCUUGAGGGGCAAACCUUCGGGCUGGCCUGGGCUUCUGUCCAUCCGUCUGUCUGGCAGCUGUGCCCAACUACCCUGAGGGAAGGCCGGCCACCCUGGGCUGCAGCCCCGCGGCGCCACCCACAGCAGAGGACAGGCCUGCCCAGAGCCUUUGACAAAUGAGGGUUUACAUUUCUGUAGGUCGUUUUGAGCUUAAAUUUUAGUUUUCUAGAUAUUAAAAACAUUCAGAUUUUGUUAAGUCUCUGGUGAGAUUAUCAGGUAAAUUAAAGGACUUUUUAAACAA